UUUCUCAUUCAAAGUGAAAAAACUUGUAUCAAACAAAAAAAUUUUUUUAUAUUCUUCUCAAAAGAUUAGAACAUUUUAAAGUUUAAACUAAGUAGAAAAAAAUACAAUGUAAAUUAUGGAACAACAAUAUCAAAAUUUUGUUAGCAACAGUGGAGUUGAUUCAGAAAUUGAAUUUGAAACCAAACUAAUUCGUACAGUGUACAAUUUUCGUUGGUUGUAUGACAAUAAUCACCCGGAAUUUAAUAAUAUCACCAAAAAUAGGUUGUCUUGGGCGAGAGUCGCUCAAUAUUGUCAAAGACCAUUUAUAGAAUGCACGAACAAAUGGAAUUCUUUACUGCAAACUUACUUUUCCGCACCAUCAACCAAUUGGACACAUUUAGAAUAUCUACAACAAUUUGAACCAUACUUAUCGAGUAACUUACGAAUUGUUCCUACAAAAAAUGAGCCAAAUGAGACACAAAAAAAGCAACUUCUCCAAGAGCUAUUGAUUCAUAGUGAGAAAUUAAUCUCACCCGAGACAACCAAUGAAGAAAUUCAACAUAUUUGGUUAAUGAUUGCGUCUAUUUGUAAUGCAAUAAAACCCGGAGCAUAUUAUUCUGUUUUAAAAUGGCAAAAGUAUUGGUAUGAUAUUAAACAAGCUUUUGGAGUACAGUGGGUUACGCUUCGAUCAAAGCUCAAAGAAAGGGGGACAAACCUUGAUGUUUCAGAAUAUACGGAUGAUGAAAUGAAAAUUUUAGAAAUAUGUGGCGCUUCAAUUAGCGAUAGUUUACCUGAAAUUUCUAAAAAGUUGGGGAAUAAUAUCGAACUUGGCUUGAAUAGGAAUCAAAUAAUUACCAAAUGUAAAAGAUGUUCUGCACAAAGAAAUGAAUUGAUGAUUAAUGGAUAUUGUGACAAUUGCCGCAAAUUACCAUGUUGCAAUAUAUGUCACAAAACUUGUGACAACACCAUAAUAAAAUACAAAAUCACUCAUUGGAGUGUGAAAGCUAUACUUUUACUUCCCGAAGAUCUUCAAUCUUCCUCUGAAAUUAAAAUAUGUCUUGAUUGUUCGAAAGCUUUAAAUACAAGAGCAUCAAUGGAAUGGACAACUUGUCGUAUUUGUGAUACAGGUAACUCAGAUUUAAUGCAAAGUUUGUAUGAUCCAGCUUUAAAUUGUUUGCGCAAAGCUUUCCAUAGUGUCACAAAUUAUACGUUCAACCAAGCAGAUGGUUUACCAGGAUACAUUUGUAAAACUUGUAAAUUACAAUUACAACAAUUUACUACUUUUCACACAAAAUUUCUUCGAACUCAAACAAAAUUAAGAUCAAAACAUAUUGUUAAUUUUAUUGGUAAUUCUAUGAUGCCAAGAAUAUCACCAGAUGGAAAAGUGGUAACCAUAAAUUUAAGUCCAACCCAAACUAAUAAACCACAAGUUGUGACAUUGGAUAAAACAUCAUGCGAUCCGUUAAUGAUAAUACCACCAACAUCAUCAUCAUCAUCAACAACAUCAUCUACUACAGCAACAACCACAACAACAACAACAUUUAAACAACCCGAUAAAAAUCAACAAAACUCUGUUCCAACUUAUAAAGUAAUUGCAACAAAACCAGGACCAAAUCAAUCAUCAUCAUCAAAAACAUUCAAAAAAAUAUCUAUAAAACCAGUUGCUGGAAAAAUUCCAGUUACCAAUGUUACAAAUCAAGAUGUUCCAAUUAGAAUUAUUCCACCAAAUCCACCACUUGCUAUUAAAGAUAUUUUUUCUCUCCAACCAAUGAUGCCACCACAAUCAGCACCUCCUUCUAGAAAUACAGGCACAAAAGCAAGCAUAAGUGUUGUACCAACUUCUGCUCUACAACAACAAUCACAGACCAAAGUCGAUGAAGUAUUCUCCAAUAAUUCACUAACUGUUACAAGAAAAACUGUUGAUAUCACACCUACACCAGGACAAUCAUCACUUCCUCAAACAAUCAAUUUGCAACAACAACAAAGUAAUAACAUCACAAAUCUACCAAAUGGAAGCAAUACCUUAAAAAAUACAAUCACUUUAAAUAAAGGAAUAACUAUAACAAAAAGGACAGUUGUUCAAAAAACUCCUCAAGUCGAACCCAAGAAUUCAAUAAAUAUAAACACACAAAAUAUGAAACCUGGAGAAUUUACUCCAUUGUUACCACCAAAAAUUACACCGCCAAAAGUUACACCGCCAACAAUGGUGUCACUAUCGGACUUAGCAUCGAAACCAGCUAUUUUUACAAUCGCCGAUUAUGAAACCAUUGAUGAUGCACCUCCAGUCUUUUGUAUACCGAAAAAUCCAAGUAAAACACCAUCAACCGAUACAACAAUGAGCAGUUCUGAAGCUGAAGCUGAAAAACAGUUAUUAAAUUUUAAUCCAAGUAAUCCACCAAUUAUUAAAACGGAAGUCUUUGAUGUGGAUGAUAAUUUGAAUGAAGAAGAAAAUCACGAGGAAGAUCCUGUCGCCGAGGAACCAUCGAUUGUCGAAAAUGAACUAGUUCCUCAGGUAAAUCCAUCAGAAUUAUCAAUGGAAAAUUCACCAGUUCCAGAAGAAAUAAUAGAACCUGAUCCAACGAUUCUUCCACAGCCACCGCCUGUAAAUGAAAAAUCAUCGUCAUGUCCUGAAUCUGGUGUGAAAAUAAUUCGUCUAAAUGGCAAUAUGGUAACUGUAAAACCUCAUCCAUUUAUAUCUGAAGCAUUUCUUCCGAUUGAGAUGGCAAAUAAAAACGAUGGAACUCCACCUAAUCGCUUACCAUCAUACAUACGGAAAGUUACUACAAUUGGAUCGAGAUCUUCACCAAUAACCAACCAACAAAAUGCAUUGAAUAAAAAUGUACAGAUGGUUGAUGGAGUAAUACCGAAAAAAUCACCGACUAUUACCCCGAAUCGGAGGCAAUCACGAUUACUAUCACGAUCAGUAAUUAUGAAUCAGCAAAAAAAAACUGUGCCAAUUUCUCAAUCAAAUAAGGUUAUCUUGACUCCAGAGCAAGUUUCAUCAUUGACUAAAAUCAGACAAAAUAAUAGCCCAAUCGUCACGGAAAGAAAUAAAACCUUAACACCAGAACCAAGAGAUAAGAUUAUUAUUUUACAACAUCCACCACACCACCACCAACUAAAACAACCACAACAACACCAACAACAACAACACCAACAACAACAACCACAACAACACCAACAACAACACCAACAACAACACCAACAACAACACCAACAACAACACCAACAACAUCACCAACAACAACAACCACAACAACAACCACAACAACACCAACAACAAUCAGAACAACACCAACAACAACACCAACAACAACAACCACAACAACACCAACAACAACACCAACACCAACAACAACACCAACAACAACACCAACAACAACACCAACAACAACACCAACAACAACACCAACAACAACAACAACAACCACAACAACACCAACAACAACACCAACAACAACACCAACAACAACACCAACAACAACACCAACAACAACACCAACAACAACAAAAACAACAUCAACAACAUCAUCAACAUCAACAACAACAUCAACAACACCAACAACAUCAACUACACCAACAACACAAACAACAACACCAACUUCAACACCAGUUACAACAGCCGACACCACAGCUACAACACCAAGUACAACAACAACAUCCACCACAACACCAACUACAACAGCCACAACAACAGCAAGAACAAGCAUUGAAGAAACCCCGAAAGUAUUGGGGAACAGUGAAUGAGUUUCAGGUGACUCCAAUACUUACCAAGUCUCCGCCACCUCCUUUAAUAUUGUCACCACCCAGAUCGUCUCAAAACACUCAUCCCACGAAUCAACAAAUAUCACAACAACCACCUAAAGGACAGGCUCCUUCACAACCACCAUGGAUUGAAGAAAGACGAACUCCGGCACCGUCCGAAGAUCCAAUUAUUCUCCAAACAUCUACAAGAGUAAACAUAAAACAAGAAGUUGAAGAAGACAAUGAUGUAGAAAUUGUAUCAGUAACUCAACCCGAUCCGCCGCCAAGUGAACCGCCCCGCCAAGAACCAGGAAUGUUCUAUCCAGAUCAGUUUGAAUUAGAAAAUUUAACUUUUGGAGCUGAUAUUUCAAUGAUGAUUAAUAAUUUAUUAUUGAAUCAAGAUGCUAUUAUUAAAAAUACUAUUAAUGGGAAUUUCAUUGAUUCUCCGAUUCCUGCGGUUGCGGGUGAGAAAAGAAAACAUGACGAUCCGCCAAAAUUUCAAGAGGAUAGUGGUGAACGGAAAAGAAAAAGGGAAAGCAAUAAGAAGACAGAGACUCAGAUACAGACAGAAAGAAAGAAAGUCGAUCAAAAGAACGAGGAGAAAAAGAGAAAAGAUAAUGAAUCAGUGAUAUUGGUACCAAAAUCUUCAUCUCCAGCACCUACCCAACCUGCACCACCUACACAAUCACCCAUUAAACUGAAGAAUGUCCGCAUAAAGCUUAAACGCGAUAAGCAACCUACAGUGAUUUCAAGACCUAAACGGUCAUGUGCACAACCAGUGUCGCCAGCGGUGGCGACGACGACGCCGCCUGUUAAAAGAAAAUCACUGAGACUGCAGCAAACUUAGAUUCUACAAAAAUUACUAUUUUUAUUACAUUCAGUUCAGUUUAGCAAUUUAAUUUUGUAUAUAUUAAAUUUUUAUUAUUAGGAGUGUGAAAAAAUAAAGCGUUUAAUUGCUUUGUCUUUAUAGGAACAAAGAAAAAUAUUGGUUAACAAAUAAAUUUGUUUUCAUUUUGAAAAACCUUAUUUA
This is a messenger RNA of Episyrphus balteatus (marmalade hoverfly), 4753 nucleotides long. RefSeq lists its product as uncharacterized. NCBI's taxonomy places the organism in Eukaryota, Metazoa, Arthropoda, Insecta, Diptera, Syrphidae. Gene Ontology annotation, cellular component: nucleus. The record is from RefSeq and is a predicted model, not a curated record. The transcript is spliced from 8 exons. Gene Ontology annotation, molecular function: zinc ion binding. The coding region runs from base 116 to 4570 and encodes 1484 amino acids.